CAUUCCUUCCUGAUUUCUCUAUCACUUCUAAAUGUAUUAGUGCUGAACGACAUCGUUCACUACAGAGCCUCUCUGAUCGAUCUCAGGAUUCUGAGGGUGUUUGAGUGUGUGUGUGUGAGUGUGUGAGUGUGUGUGUGUGUGUGUGUGAGAGAAAGAGUUCAAAAGGUUUAAAGAGCAAUAAGGAUGGAAGGAUUAGCGAUGUACCAUGGAGCCAUCAGUAAAGAACAAGCUCAGAGGAUCCUGGGAGCAGCGGGACGAGACGGGAGCUUCCUGAUCAGAGACAGCGAGACCGUCCCAGGGUCCUACUGCAUCUGUGUGCUGUGUGAUCAGUGUGUGUUCACCUACAGGCUCUUCCAGGUCGAGGGCAAAGUGUGGAAAACAGAUACGGCUCCCGGGGUGAAGGAGCGACUCUUCCGAAACGUCCAGAACCUCCUGGCGGCAUACCAGGAACCGGACCAGGGCAUCGCCAUUCCUCUGCAAUUUCCUGUAAAUAACCCUCACGAGCGACCCCUGAAACUCCCACCACGGACACACAUCCCCCGCUGAAAUCCUGCAUUACUAAACAGCACCGUGACUGUACACGUGACGCACGUGAUGUACAUGACCACGUCGUCAUCCGGAGACGAGUUACAUGAAGGCAAUCAUUUACACGUUAUUCCGAAAGAAAUGAUUCAUAUUCUGUUUUUUUACUGAUGUUUUUGUUUUAAUACAUAAUUAAAUAUCUUUUAUUCCUUUUUA
Molecule: messenger RNA, 738 nt
Organism: Silurus meridionalis
Lineage: Eukaryota; Metazoa; Chordata; Actinopteri; Siluriformes; Siluridae
Gene: sh2d1aa
Product: SH2 domain containing 1A duplicate a
Exons: 3
Coding region: 184-546 (120 amino acids)
Source: RefSeq, a predicted model, not a curated record